Molecule: messenger RNA, 2097 nt
Organism: Trypanosoma grayi
Lineage: Eukaryota; Euglenozoa; Kinetoplastea; Trypanosomatida; Trypanosomatidae
Product: mitochondrial DNA primase
Exons: 1
Coding region: 1-2097 (698 amino acids)
Source: RefSeq, a predicted model, not a curated record
AUGCUUCGCUUUUCUCUUUCAGUACGCCAAGUGUCGAAGCGGUUGGUGGCGGAGCUCGCGGCCAUAAACACCGCGCAAGAGGCCGGCGACCGCGUGGCCACGGAGACCGCUUCCACAUCAGCGGCGGUGACAGCGACAGCAGGGAAAAAGUCUUCUUCACCUGCUGCUGCUGCGGCGGCGGCGGCUCCGACAGCAUCAAGCGGUCCUGCACCGCCUGCGGCGGCUUCCACAACUGUGCGAGCAGCCGCGGAAGCCGCGCUGCGGGGCGCGGGGCCGCAGACCGCGUCGCAGAAGCCCAUCCCGCCAGCGAAGAUCACUGCAGCGGUGAGGAGGCUGAAGAAAAGGGCGAGAGAAAUGAUCAGCGACGUGCCAGCGGCUCCCGCCAAGGCGGCAAACGACGCGGAGAGGGCGCCGGCACCAGAGCCAGUGCAGCCAAAGAAGAGUGGCAGCGGUGAGAACCCGGUGGCCGAGUCGCAACAGGUUAAGAAGAAAAAGAAAAAGAUGGCAAAAACAGCGCAUUCGUCAGGACACACCGCGGCAGUGAAUGAAUCUGCGUCUUCUUCUGCUGCACCAUCACCACAACAACCGGCGCCGAAGACGGAAGCUGAGGCCGAAUCGCCUGCCGCCAAGCCACAGUCACUGUCGAGGCCGCCCCUGAAGAAAACACAUGCAUCAGAGGUGUCACCAGAGCAACAGCAGCGUGCGCCAGCGACAGGACAAGUGCCGAAGACGGAAGCUGAGGCCGAAUCGCCUGCCGCCAAGCCACAGUCACUGUCGAGGCCGCCCCUGAAGAAAACACAUGCAUCAGAGGUUCCACCAACACCAGCAGCAGCUCGUGCCACUUCGGUCUGUUCUACUUCUGCUGCAGCUGCUGCUUCUGACGCAGAAAAGGGUGCUAACCCACAGCACAAGACCGCGAUGGUCAAGGCGUUCCGCAUCGAGGACGUGCUGGCGGCGUGCACGUCUAACGACGGCGUCUUUGCGCGCCGGCUGCCGCAGGGUGGGUGCCAGUUCUUCGCGUGGCCUGGCACACCUCUUAUGGUGGCAAGCAACGCGGUGGCGACGAUGCCCGACACCAUUCGCACGGUGCACGCUAUAUUCGGUCGCGAGAAGACGCCACUGGACUUGGUGCUCGACAUCGACUGCCCGGUGCCGCAGGAGCACUGGAGCAUGGCAAAGAUUCGCCCGUUCCAGAAGAAGCUGCUUGACGACGUCAUGACAGUCGUGACAGAAGAGAUCGAGGCGAUUGGGGAGAAGAUCGCCACGCAGGUCGUGCUGCAGUCGCCGAACCUCAAGAAGGCCUCCUUUCACGUGCACACGAAGCUGCAGGACACAGCAUUCGAAGACUACCACUCGCUGCACGGCUUCCUGCACCGCUUUCACAAGAGGAUCCCCACCGUCGACCUUCAGAUCUACCGCCCCAACGGGAUGCUGCGCAUGCACCGCUGUAUGAAGGAGAACCACACCAGCGCCAUCGUCGUGUUCGAGGACGAGCGCUGGAAUAUCGGCUUCCCCAAGGGCGUUGUAUCGGACGCCGACGCCGCACUGCACUCCGCGUGCAUCCGAGAGGCCGGCACCUUCACGCGCCUGCUGCACUUCGACGCCCCGCGCAGUCUAACGCUGCAAGACGACGCCAGCGGAAGCGGCAGCAGCGGUGCGGCGGGCACGGCGGUGAAGCUUCCGCCGGUGCUGCUACCGCGCACCGAGAGUGAGGCGGUCGGGAACGCCUCCGCGUGGCUGCGACACGGCGCGCGCGAGAUCGAUGUGGGCGAGUGGCGCACAUGGAUUAGCCUCGGGAUCAACGCCUACCGCAUCGCCUAUCACUUCCGAGAUGCGCAGACGCUAAAGCGACCCGCCAUGGAAGAGCUACUCGAUGCCUGGGUGGAGGCGAGCAAGAAGUCUCCCAUGAAGUUUAGGAGCGGCGUGUGCGAGUCCAAGUGGACCACAUUCGACAUCAAUAAGCUGUCCAAGUCGAAGGACUACGACUGGUGGGCGUCGUAUCAACGCAUCGGUCGCAUGGCCUUGAAAAACGAGGCAGCAGAAGCAGCAGUUAAGGAGGCUCCAGCCGCCUCCUCCAACGCAGCGAAGCGGAAAUAG